Molecule: messenger RNA, 3959 nt
Organism: Girardinichthys multiradiatus
Lineage: Eukaryota; Metazoa; Chordata; Actinopteri; Cyprinodontiformes; Goodeidae
Gene: proser1
Product: proline and serine rich 1
Exons: 12
Coding region: 586-2913 (775 amino acids)
Source: RefSeq, a predicted model, not a curated record
GGGGGUCCUUUCGUUGUUGACGUUCUACCGCCAGCUGUCAGCAGCAGCUAGCUAAACUUGUCUUUCACUGCACGCUUUAUUUAGCGUGGAACGAUUCUUUUUAAAUGUUCUUGUACCGGUUGUAAUUUUGUUGGGAGUCUGUUUGAACCAGCCUUGACUGCACGGUCGUUAAAAUAUUUGUUUGUGUGUUUUUAGGGUCUUUUUGUCGCGUCGUGGUCUCGAUUAGAAUAACUGUAGCGCGCUAGCUUGUUGUUAGCUGCAGCCAAAAUCUUCUGCUCUGCAGACGUCUCUCGUUUGGGAGUCAUUGUUCACUGUCCGAGAGCUAAGUUACUAAAGUAGUAUUUUAACCAUGCAGUUAUUAAAUAUUUUACUGCACAUAUGUAGCGUAUUAAAUCUUGGUUUUGUCGAAAAAUAAAUUUAUAUUGUAAGCCGAGGGACAAAAAACACAUUUUAACCUAUUCAGAGCCGAAUUUAUUUUAUUUUAUUUCACUUUUCUAGCUGUAUUUUAAGUAUUUUAUUGACUUUUUAAGUCGUAUUGUAAUCAGCUAUUGACACAGGGGCUUAGGUGUGAAUAAACCCUCAAACAUGGAUAAGAAAUCAUUUGACAUUGUCUUGGAUGAGAUACGAAAGUGCGUCCUAACAGACCAGCGGAUCAGAGCCAUAGAGCAGGUGCAUGGAUAUUUCUCCAGUGAGCAGGUGAUGGAAAUCUUGAAGUACUUCUCAUGGGCGGAACCUCAGAUCAAAGCAGUAAAAGCUCUGCAGCAUAAAAUGGUUGCAAUCCCUACAACCAAAGUUGCAAAUAUCCUAAACUGCUUCACUUUCUCGAAGGACAGACUUGUUGUCCUGGAAUUAAUAGCUUUGAAUAUUUCAGAUGCUCAGAAUUUUCGACCAGUGGACGAUCUGUUCCGGAUACACUUGUCUGAGAAGAAGCGUGCUCGCAGGAUAUUGGAGCAGGUUUGUAAGGUUGGCUGCAAGGCUCCUGUAGCCAUGAUCUCAUCCUGUGGUAUGAUUCCUGGAAAUCCAUACCCCAAAGGCAGGCCCAGCUUGGUCACUGGCACUUUUCCUGGAAUCCCUCCUGUUAAAAAAGAGGGUGAGAAAAAAGAAGACGGCUCCAUCAGUAUGGAGGGGAAAGGAAUUGCUUCCAGAAUUAUAGGACCGUUCAAACCUUUUCCCUCGACUUACAACCCUCAUCGCCCUGUUCCGUACCCUAUCCCACCCUGCCGGCCUCAUGCCACCAUUGCACCAAGUGUGUACAACAACGCAGGCCUUGUUUCUGUGGGAGGGGUCAUAACAGCCAACGUGCCCCCUCCCCCCUACCACUCUUCUCACAAAAUAGCAGGUUACUCCAAACCUGGAAAUCCACAAAACACCACACCAGGAGUCAACAGUGGGCCCCUUCUCAUUCCUCAUGGGUCCACUCCUUCUAACCCUGCUCCACCCCAGGCUUCACCUGCUCAACCACCUCCCCCAACCACCCCUAUUACACCAGUUUUUCCUGGCAUGGUACCUUCCCACAACCUGAAUGCCCCCUCUCCUUCCGCAGCUCCAUCUUCCUCUGUGAUCAAAGCCGGACCACAGACGCCCAGUGGUCAUGUCACACCUACGCCUUCGUCUGUCAUUAAAGCCCAUACCCCCUCAGGCACCCCUUGUGGAACUCCUGGUUUUUCCUCUUCCCCUUUCCAUGGCCUUUCUCGACCCAGCACCCCUGCUGCUUCCCGUAGUGGCCAUGACUCCCAGUCGCAGUCAAACUCCAUGGGCUCAGCUCAGCAGAGAGCCUAUUCCCAGUCUACAGACCAGCAGUCAGGACCCAGCUUCUCUGUGGUCCACCCACAAGGAGGUAACCCAUCUGGUUCAGUAAUCAGAAGUUACACCCCUUCACCUCUCACUCCUGGAUCUUCCACUCCAGUUAUUCCAAACUGCUCCACCUCUGGACCCAGUCCAAAACCCUCCCCUGUCAACCCAGCCCAGGCUCAAGCUCAAGGUGUUGUGGCUGGAACCUUGAACAGGCACUCUGGGGGUAGCAACAGCGGCAGUAACAGCCCCGUACCCUCAGCCUUUAAGGGCACGUCUCGUUCUGGUACUCCUUCGCUCAGCCCACUUGUGACACCAGGUUCGGCUCAGGCUGCCCUUGCACGUUCUUUGGGUCUGACACACUCAGGUUCUCCUCAAGGGUCUCUCCAUAGUCCAGUUGCUAUUACUGGCAUCCAAGCAAUGUCUUCUACCCCAGCUUCGGCUCAUUAUACAGGUCUAUCCCCUUUUCCGGCCCUGUCUUCUCUUCCCUCUGCCACCAUCCCUUCAUCAGUGCCUCCCUCCACCAACCAUCCACCAUCUUCUGUCUACCAGGGCUUAGCCCCUGGUGCUGCCCCUAAUGCAGCUCCACCUUUCGCUCUAGACCUCACCUCUGGCACCUCUAUAUUCCCAGGCCUUUCUCCUGGGCCUAACCCCACCACAUUUCCUAGACUGGCUGUAUCAGGUGGGGCUGGCACCAGGAGCCCUGUGUUGCCUUCAUUCAUGGGACUAUCAGGAGCAGCUCCAUCCUCAGUAGCAUCUGUGGCCCCACUACAGGCAACUGCGGUUGGGGUUCCCUCAUCACCAGUGUUACCUGGCUUUGCAUCUGCUUUCAGCUCCAAUUUCCAGCCAGGUUUGACCGGCGGACUCCAGCCUCCUGGAGGUAGUGGAUUCCCUGGCUUGCUGUCCUUCCCCGCGGUACCUGGCUUCUCUCCAUCUGCCUCUGCUGCUGCCCUCAGCGGCCUCCACAACCCAGCGAUGCCAUCUGCUCUGCUUCAGGCUCAUCCUACAUCUGCACUAGAGAACUUCCCUCCUCAACCGAACAGUUUUACAAACUACCCUCCUGGCCCUGGAAACCCCUUCCCUCUUCAACCAGGACUACACCCCCAGUUGGGCUGGCAGUGAAACAUGCAGUUAGACACAUUCAGACUUAAACACUGAACCCAGUGCUUUGCCUCGCCUUGAAGGUGACACGUCACUGGUAUUGAACCCUCAGGACUACAUCAUAGCACAGUUAUGUUUCUGUUUAUGUUACUGAAAGAGUGUCUAAUUUGAAGUAACACUACUCUGGAUAUGUAUGGCAUACUUUUAAUAACUAGUAAAUAUCAGCAAUGAAGUUGUGAGAUUUAACAAAUUGAAUGUGAUUAGUUGCUACAAUAGCUUUGACAUGCCUGUUUUUAACAAUACUUAAUGAACAUUUAAUAAGGAAUUAUGAAAAAUAUAAAAAAUUACUUAAAACAGUUUUUGAUUAACUGUUUUAUAUGAUUCAGCAGGAAAGGGAAUGAACUUAUAAAUUCUGGCCUGGACUUGGUAUUACAAUGAGAACUUUCCACUGACUUGUUUAUGAUAUGGAGUCACAUUUUAUGGUGUUCACACAGUCCUGUAAAUAUUUUCAGUUGUGUCAGAAGCGGAACUGUUCCAUCAUAAAAAUUGACUUUGGCAGCUUGAUCCUGUUCUCAUGUUCUGAUGUAUAUGUCUGUGACUGUGAGUUUUUUUGUUUUUUUUAACUGUCAUUCAGAUGUUUUACUCUUACAAAGUUAUCAAAUCUGACUCUCCCAGAACUGUUAUCUCUUUAGCCCUGGUAAGAUGCUUCCAGCAUUGUCUCUGGUUCAGGGGUGGCUGAACCUAAUUAAUACAGCAGUUGUAUGUCUUGGAUGCAUCUGUUUGUGUUUGGCGGCUUUUGACGCACUGACUCAAAUCCUAGUCCACUCCUUGUAAAUUUUACCCAAACUCUUGAACAGGCUUUGACUCACAGUCCUCACAAGGCUGCCAGCUAAGAGUUUCACUUUUUGAUUUGAUUUAAUGAAAUAAUUUAACUUUAUGAUCAUGGCCUCAUUUAUUGAGAGAAACCUGUACUGUAUGUUUGUUCAUGUAUUAAUGAACUUAAAAUACAAAAUAGUAUUUCUUUAAUUUUUUUUCUGUUUGUUUUUUAAUAAAAGAAACACACCAUA